Molecule: messenger RNA, 1978 nt
Organism: Drosophila hydei
Lineage: Eukaryota; Metazoa; Arthropoda; Insecta; Diptera; Drosophilidae
Gene: ZC3H3
Product: zinc finger CCCH domain-containing protein 3
Exons: 4
Coding region: 164-1954 (596 amino acids)
Cellular component (GO): nucleus
Molecular function (GO): metal ion binding
Source: RefSeq, a predicted model, not a curated record
UCAACCAUCGACGCGUAGCGAUAGUUACGUAGCUGCGGUGGCUUUGUUACAAAAGUUUAUGAAAAAUAAUACAAAAACAAAUUAGCACUAAGCCACGCAAUUAAAGUCAUCUUAGAAACGAACAAGUCUUUCUAACAAAUUGUGAUAACAAAACAACAGAAAAAUGCUGCCACACAUAAGUGCUGAAGAGAACAUUCCACCCGUGGGACGAAAAGUGUAUAUAAAUCCCAAUUUUCAUAGUCAAGUGGCGAGUGCGCUGCAGCCUCAAGGCCGUCAAAGUCAUGCGCCUGAAACAUGGGAGCGACCAGCCAUACAUAUAAAUCCGUAUUUUCUGCAGCGACAGCGCGAAUAUCAGCUGCUGCAGAUGCAACAGCUUCAACAACAAUCGCAUCAGCCACAUCUACAACAGCAACAACCUCAACAGAUACAACAACCACAACAAGUAACAUAUUAUCAGCAAACUGUUGCUUUAGAAUUGGCGCCGCCUCCUCCCGCGAAAAUCAUAAGUAAAGCAAGCACUUGCCUAGUGCGCAAACAGCCUGUAAAGACGCCACCCUUUCAACGACGUGUGCAACCGCCCUUGGUAAGCAUAACCAAGCGAAAACUCGUUAGACAAAGUGCACCCUUAGUAAAACCAGCAUUACUCGCAACUGCCAAGCCCACAACUACAGUAGUAACUGCUGCAAAGCGUACCAAAUACAAACUAGUGCGAGCUAUAUCCCUAACAGCACACCGUAGUACACCCUUGGUCAAGAAACGGAGAACUAAAGACUUUGUGGCGCGCUAUGCACUGAGACGCACCAAUGAUACAAUUACUGGCAAAAAAUUGAGCUUAAAAAAAUCGCAUGUGUUAAGGCCCAGCGUCAACAAAUCGCUCAGCAUGGUGAGCAUACAUGGCGUAAUGUACAAGAAGACAGCCAAGAACAAGCUGACCAAACUAGAUCCCAACGUCUCAGCGAAAAACUCAGUGCCAGCUCAGCUGCAGAAGGCAACUAGCUCGGUUGGUCGUACGUUGUUUGUGCGUGGCACCAAAUUCGUGUUGGAUCCUUCUGGCUGCCGUUUGACCCGUGUGCCCGCUCAUAGCUCGCAGUUGAUUGUAAACAAAAGCUUGCGUCGGCGUAUUGAUAUCGGCGGCUUGACAUAUGUAUCCUCGCCGAAGGCACAAAAUGUUUUCAUACGCACCAGCAAUCAUGUGUCGCGUGCCCAUUUAAUGACUGCCAAGCAGCGUAGUCUUCAGGUGCUGAAUCGCUCGCUGGUGAAGACAAAUGUGCCAUGUGCAAUAUAUCAAAGACUGGGAAAGUGUGCGGCUCAUAGUCGUGGAAAGUGUCGGCGACUGCACGACAAACGACAGGUGGCCAUCUGUCCAAGUUUUCUACGAGGUGGGUGCACCAAGAAAGAGUGUCUGCUUUCGCAUAAUGUGACGCUUGAGAAAAUGCCUGUGUGUCGCUACUUUUUACGUGGCGUUUGUGUGCGUGAAGAUUGUCCGUAUCUGCAUAAGAAACUGAGCCGUAAGGCCGAGAUAUGCAUUGACUUUCUACGUGGCUAUUGCGCGCGAGCCGCUGAUUGCAAUAUGCGACAUGAGUUUGUGUGCCCGGAAUAUGCGCGUAGAGGCAAGUGCGAGCUAACCAACUGCAUUUACUGCAAGCAAAUGAAACAGCAAACAAAAUUAGCUGCAGUGCGAUGUGCACCUAAACCUAAACCCAAACCCAAAUCCAAAUCACACUCCGUUCCAGCUAUUGAGACUGCAGCAGAUGAAUUGCCCAGUAGCUCGCGCUAUUUCGUUUGCGAAAAUGAUAAGUUUCAGGUGGAAGCGGCAAGUCAGGAAAAGGAUGAUGAGCAGAUAGAUGAGGCUGAGUUGGAUGCAGAUGCAUCAUCCAGCAGCAGUGGAUUGCGUCAGAGACCUAAACUAGGCCAGCUACCCGCAUUUAUACCAUUGGGUGGCGGCGAGGAGUGAACCAGACGACUGCCUAGGAAAAAU